Messenger RNA from Brachypodium distachyon (stiff brome), 1882 nucleotides. RefSeq names its product protein THYLAKOID ASSEMBLY 8, chloroplastic. Gene Ontology annotation, molecular function: RNA binding; protein binding. Lineage: Eukaryota; Viridiplantae; Streptophyta; Magnoliopsida; Poales; Poaceae. The coding region runs from base 37 to 810 and encodes 257 amino acids. The record is from RefSeq and is a predicted model, not a curated record. Gene Ontology annotation, biological process: chloroplast organization; Group II intron splicing. The transcript is spliced from 3 exons.
CUUCAGCCGCGCCUACGCUGCUCAGCCUCCUCUACCAUGGCGUCUCUCCUCUUCCUCCCGCACACCACCCCCGCGCCCACCCUGCGCGCCAAGCUCCUGCCCGGUCCUCGAACCAUCAUCACCUGCGGCCCGCGCGACAACCGCGGCCCGCUCCAGCGGGGCCGUUCCCUCUCCACGGAGGCCAUCCACGCCGUGCAGGCCCUCAAGCGCCUCACCGCCGCCGACCGCUCCCCUCCCGCCGCCACGGCCGCGGCCUCCGCCGCCCUCGGCCGCCUCCUCCGCGCCGACCUCCUCGCCGCCAUGGCCGAGCUCCAGCGCCAGGGCCACUGGUCCCUCGCCCUCGCCGCGCUCCACGUCGCCCGCGCCGAGCCCUGGUACCGCCCCGACCCGGAGCUCUACGCCACCUUCGUCUCCUCCUCGCCCUCCAACGACCCCGCCGCCGCAGCUGCCGUGGACGCGCUCGUCGAGGCCUUCAUCGAGGAGAAGGAGCGGGGCGCCGCCGGCGGGUCCUCGGAGGGGGUGUGGGUCGGGGAGGACGUGUACAAGCUGACGCGGCUGGUGCGCGCGCUGGUGGCCAAGGGCAGGGCGCGCGCCGCCUGGAGGGUGUACGAGGCGGCGGUCAGGAAGGGAGGCUGCGAGGUGGACGAGUACAUGUACAGGGUGAUGGCCAAAGGGAUGAAGCGGCUGGGGCUUGACGAGGAAGCGGCGGAGGUGGAGGCGGACUUGGCCGACUGGGAGGCCAGGCACCUGCCCGACGAAAUGCGCCCGAGGGAGAAGAGCAAGACGGCUGUGACUGGCUCUGUUGUUUAGUUCAGUAAAUCGAGAGACCUAGUAAUGAUGAUUUUGCAUGCCUUUCAUAGUUAAAGACUGAUGAACAACAAUUUCUCCUCUUUCGACCUCCGUCUACGGUUUGCAGAUCGCGCAAGAAUGGACGUUACUACUUCACUUGUUUUGAAAUCUGACUGUUCCAUUGCAAACUGCAAUGUUUUUCAGGUUUAUCGUCAGUCACAGACUCACAGCUAGUGUGGCGUUGAGCUCGGAGCUGAAGGUGGAACUGUUAAAUUCUGUGACUAUCAUGUAAACUUUACAAAUAAGAAACAACCACAACGCUGAAUACAUCAUGGCCAAAACUAAAUCAGGAGGAGUCAGUCAAGUGAUAGACGCUACGUAAAUUAAGGCCAUCGCCCAUAUGCUUUUGCUUGCCUAGCAGAGAAGGAGCGAGUCGACGAACAAGUCGUCCCUGGGCUCGUCCUUGGUGUUGGUGAGCAUCUCCAGAGUGUAGGGGCCCUGUUGUCCGUGUCCGGCGGCAGCAGCAGAGGAAGAGGACGUCGUCGGGCGGCCGAGCGGCACGUCGUGGUUGUGCUUGCCCUCGUAGGUGGUGAUGACGGCGCGGUUGUCGUGCGACGCCCGCUCCACGCCGUUUCUUCCACAGAGUUGCAUCUCCGGAAAGUUCAGGAGGUUAAGAAUCCUGCCAUGGAAGUUGCAAACGUGCCCAAACGUAAGAAGAAGCGUGAGCGUGGAGGACAAGAACCUGCUCCGUAUUCGAUGUUACAGAAAAUCAAGGAUUUCCUUUCGGGGCCUCUCCUGAAACUUUUGCUACUGGUAAUUGCUAUAGCUGGAUUGGUUGGGUUGGUGGUGGUGACGGUGAAAUUUAUUUACCAGAUUUCAGAUUGGAUGAACGAAAUGGAGGAGCAGAGGACCAGGCAAAGGAACCUGAGGGCUCCAAGGUUGUAAAAAUAUAUAUUUUGAGACUUUUAUAUAUGGGUUCUUGCGCGCCCAGUAACCAGUUUUGAGAUGUAGAUCAAUAAACGACUCUUUACUGUCGCGGUCCAGUCUCUGGAAGCGUAUAUCUGAAACUGAAAGGAUGCCAUUGUUUGGUUCA